AUGUCAAGCUCAAAACCGAUCCUUUACUCCUACUGGAGAAGUUCGUGCUCUUGGCGUGUCCGUAUAGCUCUUAAUUUGAAAAAAGUCGACUAUGAAUACAAAACUGUGAAUUUAUUGUCGAAAGAGGAUCUAAACUCUCCAGAAUUCUUAGCAGCAAAUCCUGCUAAAAAAGUACCAGCAUUAGUUGUUAAUGGUGUACCACUUACUGAGAGUAUGGCUAUUAUGGAGUAUCUGGAUGAAGUAUAUCCAGACGGUUGUCCUCUACUUCCGAAAGAUCCCAUUCAGCGUGCGCAUUCCAGAGCAAUUGCUCUUCAGAUUGCUGCUGGAAUUCAACCAGUGCAGAAUAUACGCAUCCUGAAAUAUGUGAAUGAGCAGACUCCGGGGGCUGGUGCAAAGUGGGCUAACCAUUGGUUAACGGAUGGUUUCAAAGACUUGGAAGCAAUGCUAUCGCGUACCGCUGGUAUUUAUGCUGUCGGCGACAAGAUCACCAUCGCUGAUCUAUGUAUACCUUCAAUUAUUUAUAACGCUAAAAGAUGGGGAGUUGACGUCUCCGCUUUCCCAACACUUUGUAAAAUCGACGCUGCUCUCGCGGAGAUUCCUGAAUUUCAAGCAGCUCAUCCAGACAAACAACCUGAUGCAGAUCUAAAUGCUUAA
Necator americanus (New World hookworm) is the source of this 654-nucleotide messenger RNA. RefSeq lists its product as uncharacterized. The record is from RefSeq and is a predicted model, not a curated record. NCBI's taxonomy places the organism in Eukaryota, Metazoa, Nematoda, Chromadorea, Rhabditida, Ancylostomatidae. Gene Ontology annotation, molecular function: glutathione transferase activity; maleylacetoacetate isomerase activity. Gene Ontology annotation, biological process: L-phenylalanine catabolic process; glutathione metabolic process. Gene Ontology annotation, cellular component: cytoplasm; mitochondrion. Bases 1 to 654 code for a protein of 217 amino acids. The transcript is spliced from 6 exons.